This is a messenger RNA of Rhineura floridana, 2337 nucleotides long. RefSeq names its product homeobox A7 (gene HOXA7). NCBI's taxonomy places the organism in Eukaryota, Metazoa, Chordata, Lepidosauria, Squamata, Rhineuridae. Gene Ontology annotation, cellular component: nucleus. The record is from RefSeq and is a predicted model, not a curated record. Gene Ontology annotation, biological process: anterior/posterior pattern specification; regulation of transcription by RNA polymerase II. Gene Ontology annotation, molecular function: RNA polymerase II cis-regulatory region sequence-specific DNA binding; DNA-binding transcription factor activity, RNA polymerase II-specific.
AAAUCUGGGGGUGUAAUGUUAUCAUAUAUCACGCUACCUCGUAAAACCGACACCGAAGCCUACCGGACAACAAAUCACGUCAAAAUUAUGAGUUCUUCGUAUUAUGUGAACGCUCUUUUUAGCAAAUAUACGACGGGGGCUGCUUCUCUGUUCCAAAAUGCGGAGCCCACGUCUUGCUCCUUUGCUACCAACUCCCCCAGAAGCGGCGGCGGCGGCGGCGGCGGCUAUGGACCAGGCGCUAGCGCGUUCACCUCCUCCAUGCCUGCCUUGUACAAUGUGAACAGUACCAUAUAUCAAAACCCGUUCUCUUCCGGAUACAGCCUGGGUUCAGACGCCUACAACCUGCACUGUUCCUCUUUCGAUCAGAACAUUCCCGUCCUCUGCAAUGACUUAACCAAAACCAGCUGUGAGAAAGCGGAGGAAAGCAACCUUCAUAGCCAGGCUGAGAGUAAUUUCCGGAUAUACCCCUGGAUGAGGUCUUCAGGUCCGGAUAGGAAGAGAGGGCGUCAGACCUAUACCCGUUACCAAACUCUGGAGCUGGAGAAAGAGUUCCAUUUCAACCGCUAUUUGACCCGCCGCCGGAGGAUAGAGAUUGCCCACGCCCUGUGCUUGACGGAGAGGCAGAUCAAAAUCUGGUUUCAAAACCGGCGCAUGAAAUGGAAGAAGGAGCAUAAAGAAGAGGCCGUCGGUGGCGCCCCGGCGGCCAACGACAGCACAUCAGCCGCUCCCUCUGUGGAGAAAGUGGAGGAGGAGGAGGAAGAAGAGGACGAAGCGGAAUGAAUGAACGAGCUCCCCUCCCGGGCUCACCACUCGCCCGAGUCAGCUCUCGUCUUCUGUAUGCACGUGACAUUGUGAACGCUCUCUUGAAAUAAUAAUUAAAAUACAUUGGGGGGGGGAAGACCCUUGUAAUAGUCAAUUCCAACGGGGGGGAGGAGAGUUCUCUUCGACUGGCCCUCCUGAGAGCAUCCAAGAUACAGUUCUGUGUAAACUAGGAGUAAAUGAUCACUGGAAUACCGGACCAGUUUGGUUUUAAAUAUCCAAACCUGUUGUAUUUUUGUUGUUGUUGUUGUUACAUGAUAGACGGAUAGAUAUUGGGGUUUUUUCCCCUGGUGUUUGUGAUGGAGGGGAAUCAUGACUUGCACAUGUUAAGGGGCAAAAAAGCAAAGCAAGCCCCAUAUAAGUUAAUUUCUAAAUAAACUACCUGACUCUAUUGGUCCCAUUCAGUCGCUAAGGGAUAAGUGCAUUAGGCUCACACUCAAACUACCUAAUUUACACUGAAGAUCUAUGUACUUCCAGUUACGGGGUUUCUGUUGUUCUUUCUUUGCUUAAAUAACCUGCAGAAGGAUGAGGGGUGUGUGAAGUCCUUGGGGGAAAAAUAGCAAUGAAUAAACCACUACACUCAACUACAGUGAUUUGUACUACCUAUUUUCAAAACUACCUAUUAUCUAGUUCCGCCUACCUAUCUUCAAAAUUAAACUGUAUUUUAUUAAUGCAAAACGGGAUGAUUACAAUAUUAAAGUAACUUCCGUGUAGGACCUGAAGCUUAGAGAAGAAGGCAUAAAAAGGGGGGGGAAUCGGAGGCCUUCCAGGUCUGACGUGGGUUUUGAUGCCGAGUAUUGUUGAGUAUAAUUUAAAGUUUUUAAAAUAUAAUAAUAUAUUUAUUCUAAGGCUAUUAUUAAGUGGAAACAAUAUGCUGCAAUAGAAGCUUUCUUCACUAGUCUUGGCUAGAACCAAUUUGGUGGAGGUGAAAAGGGUUGUUGUAAAGAUUGUACAAAGCGGCUUCAUCUCCUCUUUUUUGUCCAGCACUCUUCUUGGCUGAUUAAAUGUUUCCUUUUAAUUUCUCUAUUGUUCUGCUUGAUGCAACUGAAGAAAAAUGGAUAACAAGAGAAUUUAAGCAAUGGCCAUAUAUAUCUACUUCCAACCCCUUUCCAUCCCUCUUCCUAGUACCAGAAUAUGUUACGUCUGAAGCAGCCUUGAUUUUCAUGACUAUUAACAUAUCUCGUAUACUGGGAUGAAACUUCUGUUUUUCUUGGACCUCAUGUAUAAAUAUAACAUGUCAUAAACUGGGUAAACUUCGUAGCAUGAUGCAAUGUUCAUAACUCUGUAUUAAUAAAUUCUGCCAUGAAAGUUUUGGCUAAACUUUAUUCAUGAAUUGUACGUUACAAUGUGUUUUUCACUGUGUUCAUUGUGAACAUUGAGGUAUCUCGUGUAAAAAUUGACGGGGGGAGUGCGUGCGUGUGUGCUUGAGCGGGAAUUCUCUUUGGAAGUACUUUUGUGUAUCGCCCGCGUUCAAUGUGUUUUAUGUUACAAAGAAAUAAAAAUGCUUGUGGGACAAUG